This is a messenger RNA of Humulus lupulus (European hop), 1038 nucleotides long. Its product is annotated as secoisolariciresinol dehydrogenase-like. The transcript is spliced from 2 exons. Gene Ontology annotation, molecular function: oxidoreductase activity. The coding region runs from base 74 to 922 and encodes 282 amino acids. NCBI's taxonomy places the organism in Eukaryota, Viridiplantae, Streptophyta, Magnoliopsida, Rosales, Cannabaceae. The record is from RefSeq and is a predicted model, not a curated record.
AACUUUGACAAAUAAUAUAUCUGAUAAUCAUUGUACAAAAUUCUCGUUGUCUUUGAUCAUCUCUCUUUGCACAAUGGCAAUCACUACAUUACUCUCGGCAGUCUCGAGAAGGUUAGAAGGUAAAGUGGCUUUGAUCACCGGAGGGGCCAGUGGGAUAGGCCAAAGAACCGCCGAAGUCUUUGCCCACCAUGGAGCCAAACUAGUCCUAGCCGAUAUCCAAGACGAGCUAGGCUACUCCGUUUGCCAAUCAAUAGGCAGCGGCACCGCCCAAAACGACGUCACUUACGUCCACUGCGAUGUAACCGAUGAAUCUCAUGUCAAAGCCGCCGUAGAAAGAGCCAUAAAGUCCUAUGGAAAGCUAGACAUAAUGUUCAACAACGCCGGCAUAGUUGAUGCCAACAAGUCUCGAAUCAUAGAUAACGAGAUGGCCGAUUUCGAACGCGUGUUGCGCGUGAAUGUCACAGGAGUUUUCCUUGGUAUGAAACACGCUGCCCAUGCCAUGAUCUCAGCUAAAAGAGGAGGCAGCAUCAUAUCGACAGCUAGUGUUGCCUCGUGCGUUGGCGGCGCAGCCUCCCACGCCUACACGUGCUCCAAGCAUGCGAUGAUUGGGCUGACGAGAAAUGCCGCAGUGGAGUUGGGACAGUUCGGAAUAAGGGUCAACUGCGUGUCACCGUUGGGGGUAGUGACACCGUUAUCUAGGGGCUUUGAUGGGCUUAGUGAGGAGGAGCUUGAAGGUCUGUACGGUGGGGUGGCGAACUUAAAGCAUGUGACGGCUAAGGCAGAGGAUAUUGCAAAUGCUGCUUUGUUUUUGGCGAGUGAGGAGGGACGGUACGUGAGUGGGCAUAACCUCGUCGUUGACGGAGGUUUUACUGUCGUUAAUCCUUCUUUUCCAAUGUUUCAGUACCCUGAAAAUAAGGCUUGAUGAAUAUUAAUUACCAAUAAAAAAAUAUAAAUAAGGAGUAUAUUUUUAGUUAAUUAGUGCAGUAAAAUAAGUGAAUAAAGUUGUAAAUGAUCAACUUAAAGGCUUGAUUUUCUUCU